This is a messenger RNA of Dendronephthya gigantea, 3018 nucleotides long. Its product is annotated as contactin-associated protein-like 5. The record is from RefSeq and is a predicted model, not a curated record. Bases 54 to 2732 code for a protein of 892 amino acids. Lineage: Eukaryota; Metazoa; Cnidaria; Anthozoa; Malacalcyonacea; Nephtheidae. The transcript is spliced from 6 exons.
UCGUGACAGGUUUUCAUCGGCAUUGACCGAGCGAGGUUUACAAACGAUUUGAAAUGGGAUUUCAACAUUACAUCGUCUCCUUCAUCAUAUCUUGUGUAUGUUUUGCGAAAUGCGCAGAGAUAAGUCUGCGAGGCAAGGAGUACAUCAAAUUCGAUCUCCUUGGAACAAACACUAGCAUAUAUGGGACCAGGGAUACGCUAAGCUUACGAUUUAAGACGUUCGAACCGCACGGCUUGUUAUUUUAUGCCCACGGAGUUACCGGUUACGUAACAUUGGAGUUGUAUCAUUGCAAACUGAGAUACACAAUAAACAUGGCGCAAGAGUUCUCAGUCGUAUUUGGCGACAAGCUUUGCGACAAUGAAUGGCAUAGCGUCGUCAUAACCCGUGACAAGCAGAAGCUCGCCAUCCACUUGGACAAAGAACCGCCAAAACUCGUCCAGAUCAAGAUGCUAAAAAAAUUUGACGCCCAGGAGACGCUACGGAUCGACAUACGAAUAUAUGUCGGUGGAACAUGGAAGACAACGAACGAACGGAAAACGAAGAUCGUGAAGAAUUUCGCUGGAUGCAUUGGAGAUGUCUUGUUCAAUUCGUAUCACCUAAUAUCGGAAGCCCAAAAGAAAAGCAAGGGGUAUACAGUCGCCGGUACCCUGUCCUAUACCUGUCCCGCAAGAGAGUACAAACCAAUUCGGUUUAUUGACAAGUAUUCGUACCUCAAAUUUCCCAGUCCGGACCGGAACAAGGUCUCUGUGCAGUUUAAGUUUCGUACGUAUGCCAAAAAUGGUCUAUUGAUGUACAGAGAUGGCUCGAAGAUAUCCGUGUACUUGUAUCUGGAAGAUGGAAAACUAAAGUUCGAAUUUUACAUCCCGGGAGGAACGAAGGAGCCAGUCAUUUUAAACACGGACGAAUGGUUGCACGGCAUCGAUUUUAACGAUGGGGAAUGGCAUUCCGUGGAGUCGUCUUUUGAAGCGACCACGAUGCUAUUUCAUGUGGAUAACACAAGUCCUGUCAAUGCGGAUGCGCAUACGAAAUUACUCGGCUCCUCAAACGAUUGGCAUUUUGAAAACGACACCCAUGUUGGUGGUGGGACGUAUUACAAGCGAAUGUACGGCUUUGUCGGUUGCAUGAAAGAUUUGCGCGUGAACGGUGCAAAAGUUAACUUGGAUAAACUGCCAAAGGGAACCACGGCAGUCAAUGUCGUGAUGGGAAGGUGCGACUUGACGAGUUAUUGUCACCCAACUCCUUGUCAGUACAAAUCCAAAUGCGAGCAACUCUCGGGUAACUUUACCUGUCGUUGUAAGCGAUUCUACAGCGGCAGGUAUUGUGAAGUCCCGUCAUUUCAGACGACUUGUCAGGGAUAUAAAGACCUCGGGGUGACGGAGGACUCUUACUGUAGGCUGGAUUCCGACCAAAAAGGAUCGUUAAAAGAAUUUCGGGUUUUGUGCAACAUGACUAACCCCAAAGAGGCCGUUACCAUAGUCAACCAUACAUCCAGCUCCAGACACGUGAAAAUAGCAGAAGAAGCGGAAAGACUUAUCUACGCCUCUAAAAGUUGGGCGCAUGUGUUAGACUAUGGGGUUGAUAUUAAGAGUCUGAUGGCAAUGAUUGACGAGAGCGAUCACUGUCGUCAGUACGUGGAGUUCAACUGCAUCAAUACAAAGUUUCUGACUCCCCGUGGUAAUGACUUGCCCGGUGCAUACUGGGUAUCAGAUGAUGGCGUGGAGCGCCACUACUGGGGUGGGGCAGAGCGCGGAGCAAAAACCUGUGCUUGUGGGGCAGUGGACUCGUGCCACGAUAGAACGAAGAAGUGUAAUUGCGACACAGGAGAUGGGGUUUGGAGGCAGGACUCAGGUUAUCUCACCAAUAAAGCUCAUCUUCCCGUCGUUGGACUAUUUUUCCCGUGGUCAGCAGGAAGUUCCAACUUUACCGUUGGACCGCUCGAAUGCUUCGGGCGUAAAGUCACCCUGACUCGGGAAACAGAGGAGCAAAACUUCUUCGACGUUGCUUGUCAACCAUUGGUCACUCAGCCACCCCCCGUGUUUCCAUGGCAGCUGACGACAACGGCGACACCUAAACCGUGGUCUCAGAAAACGACCCAGACAUUAAAUAUCACCUCAAGCAGCAAUGUGGUGAACCAGUCGACAAGCGCGCAUCCAAUAACGGAAAAUUUGUUCAAUGAUACCAACCUCACUGAUGCGAACGUUACUCAGAGUAGAAACAUCUUCGAGAACAACAGAAGUAACAACCAGCCGACGUCUAUACCGACGACACGGGACACAGCGAAGCAUGACACUAACUCCUUCAUUCACACAGCGAAGCAUGACACUAACUCCUUCAUUCCCGGUAAACUGGCGACGGACCGCGUCGUCGUCGCCGUUGCAGAAGUGAAAACAAGAAAAAUUAAAAGCGAAGGAGAUUGGUGGUUCAUUUUGAUCGUAACGGCUUCGUCUUUUCUCAGUAUUGUUGCCUUUGUUUUCAUCUUGCUGGUGUUUCGUCAUAAGAGAAAGAAUGGGGUUUGGUUUAAAGGCUUAUUCAGUGUGUUCAAAAGUCGUGCACCAUUGCCAACAAUCGAGAUAUACCGGCAUUCCCUUGCGACGGAAACGCCAGAUAUACUUCACAUCGAAGACUUUAAGAACACCAAAGUUGUCGACCUAGAUCUUCAUCGUGGCCAUUUUAUCGCGAAAAAAGACCGCGCGAAGAAAAAAAAGUCGGUCACCUUUAAGGAUCGAUGCUAAAAAUGCAACCGUUCCGAUAUUUUUCGGGCUUGUUCGAAUUUCAAAUUUUGUUCCGCACUUGUAGUGUUCAAUGUACACUUAAUGGUAGUGCCACAAAGCAGUAGGCUAUGCACAUCGAGGCUAACCUUUUUGUGAUGACGCACAAAUAAUGGCAACCAGUUUGUAUAUGAAGCUCUGACAUAUAUAUACAGUAUAUAUAGGCACUCAAAGCGCUUUCCAUUAAGCAGCCAAAAUGGUCAGACCGGCCAUAUUUUAAAUUGAAAUCGAGUAUUUCGUUAAGACUAUA